GGCAAACUUCCUCCUCGGCGCUGCUUCUAAUGGAGACCCACCUGCUCGGGCUGCUCCUCGGCCUCCUGCUCGGUGGCACCAGGGUCCUCGCCGGCUACCCAAUUUGGUGGUCCCUGGCCCUGGGCCCGCAGUACUCCUCUCUGGGCUCGCAGCCCCUGCUCUGCGGCUCCAUCCCGGGCCUCGUCCCCAAGCAGCUCCGCUUCUGCCGAAAUUACAUCGAGAUCAUGCCCAGCGUGGCCGAGGGCGUGAAGCUGGGCAUCCAGGAGUGCCAGCACCAGUUCCGGGGCCGCCGCUGGAACUGCACCACCAUAGAUGACAGCCUGGCCAUCUUUGGGCCUGUCCUGGACAAAGCCACCCGUGAGUCGGCCUUCGUGCACGCCAUCGCCUCGGCUGGCGUGGCCUUUGCGGUCACGCGCUCCUGCGCCGAGGGCACCUCCACCAUCUGUGGCUGCGACUCGCACCAUAAGGGGCCACCUGGCGAAGGCUGGAAGUGGGGCGGCUGCAGCGAGGACGCAGACUUCGGGGUGCUGGUGUCCAGGGAGUUUGCGGAUGCUCGCGAGAACAGGCCGGAUGCGCGCUCGGCCAUGAACAAACACAACAACGAGGCAGGACGCACGACCAUCCUGGACCACAUGCACCUCAAGUGCAAAUGCCACGGGCUGUCAGGCAGCUGCGAGGUGAAGACCUGCUGGUGGGCCCAGCCUGACUUCCGGGCCAUUGGCGACUUCCUCAAAGACAAGUAUGACAGCGCCUCAGAGAUGGUGGUGGAGAAGCACCGCGAGUCCCGGGGCUGGGUGGAGACGCUGCGGGCCAAGUACGCACUCUUCAAGCCGCCCACCGAGAGAGACCUGGUCUACUACGAGAACUCUCCUAACUUCUGUGAGCCCAACCCAGAGACGGGCUCCUUUGGCACCAGGGACCGGACUUGCAAUGUCACCUCCCACGGCAUUGAUGGCUGCGAUCUGCUCUGCUGUGGCCGCGGCCACAACACGCGGACGGAGAAGCGGAGGGAGAAGUGCCACUGCAUCUUCCACUGGUGCUGCUACGUGAGCUGCCAGGAGUGCGUCCGCAUCUACGACGUGCACACCUGCAAGUAGGGCGCCAGGGCACUGGGCAGGGAUAGAGUGUGUGGCUGGACAGAUUCACCGAAGUCCCAUGGGAAGCAGGACCCAGAGCCAAGCCAGCCCUUGGCACCCGCCAGCAAGGAACGCAGACUGCUGCCAGCCGCAUGUGAUCAAUGACCUGGACCCAGCAGCCUCGGACGGGACGCACCUCCUCCUUCACCUAACGUUUCUCACCCUGCUCCGGAUGGUGUGUGGCUUUCACAGUGGGGCUUUCUUUUUGGUUCUCCAGGGUCUGUUAGGAACAGACCUGAGGCUUACCUUUGCACAUGUUAAAGGAAAUAAAAAUGAAAAAAUAUAUUCUACUGCAACAGAGCAGGCUGGGCUGAUGCGAGCUCUUGGCCUGGUGGGAAAGACACGAGUGUGAACAAGAUUCUGUCUCCAGGCUGCUUCCACUGGUGACAUCCCGAGAUGCCAGUGAGGUGGGAGUUGUGAAGCAGGCCAGAGCCCUGCAGCCUCCUUUCGGCCCCUCUAUUCCUAUUUAAGUUGGACACACUUUCCCAUUCUGACAAAAGCCAUAGGUGUAGCUGGGAGGAGGCUGGCGUGGGGGUUGUCAGGGUCACUGAUGGAGGUGUGUGCGGAAUGGCCAACUUCUUCCUAGUCUCAUUCUCUCUGCAAUCCUGCUCUGCUCGUAGGAGACAGUCAGAUAUCAACAUUCUGCAGCUCACACCGGAAAAGACGCGUGUCAUGGUGGACCUUGUAAAUAAGUUAGGCAUGAAGGCACAUCUCCAGCUUGAACCACUGCCUGUAGAAGGCAGGGGUGUCUUUGGAAAGGGCAGUUCCAUCUUUGCCAGCGGUGCGGAUUCCGCGAGCCUCUCCAGGGAGGGCAGCUGGACUCUAGGUUGGUCACCUUGGAGUUUACCAGACAGCAGCAGUGAGAAAGCAACAUCUCUGUUGCAAUUCCAAUUUUGUGAGUAGUGGGUGGGGUGGUGAAAACAAUCCUUGUUUCCCCUGAAUUAUAUGGGUGGGGCUCCCUGCAUCCUUUUCUCCCUUUGGCCUGUGUGAAUAAGCAGCCACAGUCCUUUACUUAGCAGAGCCCCUCCCCCACCUGUGUCAGACAGCCUCCACCCAUGCAGUUCCCAGGGGUUGUGAUUAGAUGUUCCAAGGAGGCACCCGGGGUGAGAGAAGCAGUUCCUGAUGCACACUGGUCUUGUCCAGUGUCCUGCAGGGGGCUAGCCUAAUGGGCAUGACAGUACAAAGCAAUCAACCAACUUUGUCUUAAGGAGAAUCAAAAAAAAUCAAAAAGAGGAGAUGUUAACAGAGAGAGAGAACAGAACAAAGAGUUGCCAUUCCUACUGCCCUUCUGCCCGGGGCCUGCUUCACCAUGACCAGGGUCAGCCACUCUCUGGUUCGUGCAGGCGGCUUGCCAAACCAGCCAUCCAGCCUCUGGCCACAAGCGCUGCUCAAGAUACAUCCCCAGACCCUGCUAGUAUUUGAAAUGCCCCUUCCCAUCUCACCUUAGAGAAGUUUGAAAUCAUGUUGACCAGAGAAUGCUUGUUUUAUGUAAGAACCCUUCAGCAGAAUGGAUACAAAAACUAUAAAGUCCUUUCAUAUCUAUGUAUGCUAUAUUAAAGUGAUAAAGUCAUGUUUCUGGGGCGUUUUCAAGUA
This is a messenger RNA of Jaculus jaculus (lesser Egyptian jerboa), 2729 nucleotides long. It is a transcript of the gene Wnt3, whose product is annotated as Wnt family member 3. The transcript is spliced from 5 exons. Gene Ontology annotation, biological process: cell fate commitment; multicellular organism development; neuron differentiation. The record is from RefSeq and is a predicted model, not a curated record. Bases 30 to 1097 code for a protein of 355 amino acids. Gene Ontology annotation, molecular function: frizzled binding; cytokine activity. Lineage: Eukaryota; Metazoa; Chordata; Mammalia; Rodentia; Dipodidae. Gene Ontology annotation, cellular component: extracellular region.